Messenger RNA from Penicillium samsonianum, 1638 nucleotides. RefSeq names its product Amidase. The record is from RefSeq and is a predicted model, not a curated record. Lineage: Eukaryota; Fungi; Ascomycota; Eurotiomycetes; Eurotiales; Aspergillaceae. The transcript is spliced from 6 exons. Bases 1 to 1638 code for a protein of 545 amino acids.
AUGGCUACCUCGUACCAAGACCGUUGCGCUCAAAAGCGCGCCGACCAGCUCUCCCUCAUCCUCCCCGAAUGGCGCUUAGAUCCCGUUCCCUCCAUAGAAUUCGCUCCAAAUGCUCUGGCAUAUCUGUGCCGCAUUCUCAGUCCAGAGGAACGGGCUCUUACAGAAGAGACCGAUAUCGCCGUCCUCCUCCGCAAGCUUUCAUCCGGAGAACUCUCAUCUCUAAAGCUGACCCGAGUCUUCGCCAAGCGCGCCGCCCUCGCCCACCAACUCACAACAUGCUGCACGGAGAUCUUCUUCGAGGAGGCCUUUGCCGUCGCUCAAGAAUUAGACGACUACCUCGCCAAGACAGGGAAGACUAUCGGCCCUCUACACGGAUUACCAGUAUCCAUCAAAGACCUAUUCUCUGUUCAAGGAGUAGACACUUCGAUCGGCUGGGUCGGCCUCACCAACAACCCAGCAAAAGCAGACAAAUCCGUAGCGCGGACACUCCGCCGUCUCGGCGCCGUCCUCUACGUGAAAACCAAUCUACCACAAUCAAUGAUGAUGUCCGACUCGUACAACCACGUCUUCGGGCAAUGUGUUAACCCUUUCAACCGCGAGCUGAUUUCCGGCGGGAGUUCCGGUGGAGAGGGAUCGCUUGUUGCGGCGCGUGGAAGUGUGCUUGGUAUUGGUACCGAUCUGGGUGGUUCGAUUCGGAUUCCUGCUGCGCUUUGUGGGCUUUAUGGUCUCUCGCCUAGUCCCGGGAGACAUCCGUAUGAGAGGGGGAAUCCCGGGCAGGAUAUUGUGAGAUCUGUUGCUGGGCCUAUGGCCUGCAGUCUUGCGACUAUUGAGAGGUAUAUGGAAGUUUUGCCGGACGCCAGGCCGUGGGAGGUUGAUCAUCAUGUUACGCCUGUUGCGUGGAGGAGAGAGUUGGCUUCUCCUGGUGCGAAGAGGUUGAGGAUUGGGUUUUUGGUUGAUGAUGGUGUUGUCAAGGUUCAGCCGCCGAUUGCGAGGGCUAUGCGUGAGGUUGUUGAUGCGCUGAAGGCGGCGGGACAUGAGGUGUUUGAGUGGGAUGCCUCUUCUCAUAGUUAUGCAUAUGACCUCUGGACAAAGGCUAUCUUCUCCGAUGGCGGCGAGGGCUGUCGAAGACAGAUCGAAAAAACCGGCGAGCCGCUUGUUGAGGGUAUGCUCGUUGGUAAACCCGAGGAUACUUUGACUACUAGUCAAACGCACCAACUCAAUGCGGACAAAUACAAUUUCGAAUCAGCAUAUCUUGAUAAAUGGAUAUCCUGCGAUAUCGACGCAUUAAUCAUGCCUAAUACCUCAUGGGUGGGAUACAAGCCGUGGACGUGGGUGAAGUCCAGUGCAUAUGUGGGCUACACGAGUAUCUGGAACCUCCUUGGCUAUGCCGCGCUGGCAGUGCCUGUGACUACUGCCUCGAGGACGAAGGAUGUUCCGGAUGAAGAGUGGCUGGCCCAUGUUCCCAGGAAUGAUAGUGAUAGAUUUAAUAAGCAGCAGUAUGACAUCAACCUGGUCGAGGGUAUGCCUGUCGGGCUACAGGUUGUUGGGGGCCGGUUCGGUGAAGAGAAGUGUGUUGCUGUGGCCAAGGCAAUUGAACAGGCUAUGCAGGGGAAGAUUCCCUCGUGGGCAAAUCUUUGA